AUGCGCCUGCGGGCGGACCCUUACAGAUCACAGAUCACAGUGAAACAAGACACCAAACGCGGCCAAAGGAUAUCCAACCUCGAGAACCUCGAGAACACCGGCGGCGCCACUGAGCAGCGGGCGCAGCGAAGUGGCGAUCAUGGCGGCGGCCGUUCGGCUGCACCUUCCAGCGCCACUGAGCGGCGGGCGCAGCGAACGGAGACCAACACCGUGGCAGCAGCAAUAGCGGCGGUAGCGACGCCGGUGGCGGGAUCAUUCGAUAUGGACGUGGAGUCCGCAUCGGAUGAGGACAACGAGCCCUCGCCGCCUCGUCUUCGAGGCUCGAUGUCGCUGUUGUUGCAGCAGCGGUCGCGUGAGCUCGUGUCGCUCGCGCGGUCACGCGCCCUCAGUGCGCGCCAGCGAGCGGACGCGACCUUUGGCGUGCUGCACCUUCUGCUCGCCAGCGCGCUCAUCGUCCUCUCUGUCGGGUUGGCCGGCUGCAGCCUCUCCCACGGUUGCUCGGCCGACCCUGUCGGGCUGCCGGGUGGCCCGCUCUUCUCGCUUCUGGCUGUCCUGACGAGUUCUCGAGUCGGUGCGGCGGCGGUGGAGGCGGCGGGCCGCGGCGUCCCGGGCCUCUGCGGAUCACUGUUGGCCUGCUGCGCGCUGGUCAACAUCGACGGGGCGCUCGACACCUCGGACGAGCUCUUCCGCCUCGUCGCGGGCGUCGCAAAGGCGGCGGCGCUGUCCACCAUUAUGCUGCGCGCGGGUCUCGGCCUCGACUUCGGAGUGCUCCGCUCCAACCCGCGCUUCGUCGCCACCCUCGCGGCCGUCCCCUGCUUUGCGGAGGCUUGCACGGUCGCCGUCGCCUCGCGGUGGGCCCUCCCGUUCCUGUCGAGCGGCUGGUCGCUCCUGCUCGGCUUCCUGCUCGCCGACGUGAGCCCAGCAGUGACGACGCCGCUCUUGCUCGACCUGCAGGCGCGGGCGCGCGGGCUGGGCGCCGAGCGCGGCAUACCGAGCCUCUUGCUCGCCGCGGCAAACCUCAACUCGGUCCUCGCGAUCGUCGGCUACGGAGUCGUCUUCGGAGGCGUCUUCUCAGGCGGGGGCAGGCCGGCGUGGCAGACGGUCGGCUUGGGCGGGCUCGAGCUGCUCUGCGGCGCGGGGGCCGGCUGGCUGGGCGCGGCGGCUUGCCUCUCGGUGUGGCGCACCGCGAGGGACGGGGCGGACCGGCACGGCCUCUUGGUUGGCGGGGCGACGGUCCUCCUCCUCGCGAGCCAGCGGGUGGACAUGGCGGGCGGCGGCUGCCUCGCGGUGAUGGUGAUGGGGCUGACGCUGCGCGAGGGCGUGCUCUCCCGGAUGCCGGCGGAGGCGGGCAGCGUCGCCGAGGCGGAUUGCGUGCUGCGAGCCGGCUGGGCCUCCUUCGGAGCUCCCGUAAUCUUUGGCCUCCUCGGCGCGAGCAUGGACGCGUCUCUGCUGAGUGCGCCCCUCGUCGCCGGGUCCUUCGUCGUCAUCGUCUGCGGCCUCGCCGGCCGGGCGGUCGCCUGCUGGCUGUGCGUCCGCUCUCACGGCUGGAGCGCCGCCGAGCAGCUCUUCGGGGUGGUGACGUGGUGCCCCAAGGCCACCGCGGCGCUGAGCAGCGUCGCUCUCGACUACGUCGCGGAACACUUGGCGGGCCUACCCGAGUACGGCGCGGAGAUGGAGAGGGCGGAGGCGCUCCUCACGUGCGCCGUGCUCUCCAUCAUGGUGACGGCUCCGCUCUUCGCGGCCGUCAUCGCAAAGGUCGGGCAGUGGGGGCCAGAAGCCUCUUCCUAA
Emiliania huxleyi CCMP1516 is the source of this 1788-nucleotide messenger RNA. RefSeq lists its product as hypothetical. The record is from RefSeq and is a predicted model, not a curated record. The transcript is spliced from 7 exons. Bases 1 to 1788 code for a protein of 595 amino acids. NCBI's taxonomy places the organism in Eukaryota, Haptophyta, Isochrysidales, Noelaerhabdaceae.